AGAUUCACCAACAACAUGGAAGCUAAAAACAAAACAGGUUUUUCACAAUUCUUUCUACUGGGACUAUCAGAUGAUCCAGCACAAGAAUCAUUCAUAUUCAGCCUCUUUCUAUUUAUAUACAUAGUCACCAUCUUGGGAAACCUGCUCAUUGUCAUGGCUGUGAGCUCUGAAACACAUCUCCACACUCCCAUGUACUUCUUUCUCUCCAACUUGUCAUUUGCUGACAUCUGUUUAAGCACAACCACAAUCCCAAAGAUGCUGGUUAGCAUCCAAGCACAGGAUAAAAACAUCACUUACACAGGUUGCCUUGCUCAGGUCUGCUUUGUCUGGGAUUUUGCUUUCUUGGAAAACUUUCUUUUGGCAGUAAUGGCUUAUGAUCGCUAUGUGGCCAUUUGUCACCCCCUGAACUACACAAUUAUCAUGAAUCCUCACCUCUGUGGUCUUCUAAUGCUUUUGUCCCUUCUAACUAGUGCUGUGAGUACUAUACUCGUCAAUCUGAUGGUGUUGCACUUGUCUUUUUGCAAAAACAUGGAAAUUCCCCACUUUUUCUGUGAACUUGCUCAGGUAAUCAAACUCUCCUGUUCUGAUACCCUCAUCAAUAAUGUACUGACGUAUGUUACAACAUUCAUAUUUUGUAUUAUUCCUCUCUGUGGAAUCAUUUUCUCUUACACUAAAAUUGUCUCUUCUGUUUUGAAAAUAUCUUCAGUGACUGGAAGGUUCAAAGCCUUUUCUACUUGUGGAUCUCACUUGUUAGUAGUGUCCCUCUUCUAUGGUUCAGGAUUGGGUGUGUAUAUUAGCUCUGCAGUUGGUGACUCACCCAGAAAGACUGCUGUAGUUUCAGUGAUGUAUUCUGUGGUCCCUCAGAUGAUGAACCCAUUUAUCUACAGCCUGAGAAACAAGGACAUGAAGGAAGCCUUCAAAAAAUUCAUCUCUAGGUUAGCUUCUCUUCUGUGA
Messenger RNA from Castor canadensis (American beaver), 954 nucleotides. RefSeq names its product olfactory receptor 7G2-like. Lineage: Eukaryota; Metazoa; Chordata; Mammalia; Rodentia; Castoridae. Gene Ontology annotation, biological process: G protein-coupled receptor signaling pathway. Gene Ontology annotation, cellular component: membrane. Gene Ontology annotation, molecular function: G protein-coupled receptor activity; olfactory receptor activity. The record is from RefSeq and is a predicted model, not a curated record.